Messenger RNA from Micropterus dolomieu (smallmouth bass), 4934 nucleotides. It is a transcript of the gene tnfrsf21, whose product is annotated as tumor necrosis factor receptor superfamily, member 21. The transcript is spliced from 6 exons. The coding region runs from base 315 to 2393 and encodes 692 amino acids. Gene Ontology annotation, molecular function: protein binding. The record is from RefSeq and is a predicted model, not a curated record. Gene Ontology annotation, biological process: negative regulation of myelination; neuron apoptotic process; negative regulation of T cell proliferation. NCBI's taxonomy places the organism in Eukaryota, Metazoa, Chordata, Actinopteri, Centrarchiformes, Centrarchidae.
CGCACUGCACACUGACAAGCCUGGACGGGGCGAGGCGGCGAUCCCAGUGUGGCCCUCAUCCAUCAUCGCUAUGGGAAUUACCACAGCGUUCUUUCUGAACCAAGCCCUGAUCCCGUACUAUCUGAAACCGGUUCACCUGGAGACACGGACUAUAAAACGCUGCAGUUGAGAGUGCCGCUGCGCCAGAGACCGGCUCAGCUUCUCUCCUCCAGGAUGGUGAUGAGAAGCAUCUAGGGAUGAGAAGUGCUUCUCUAGCGCACAACCCGGACAAGGACCUUUGCGCGACCCUCAUCUGUGUUUUCUAAAUCAGGACGAUGCCUUCCCUGUGUGUGUCAGCGGUGCUCUUAUAUACAGUGGUGCUUGACAUCUCAGCUCGGGUUUUGACCACAACCAGCCCAGCUGACCAGCCCCUCCUCUCUCCCCGCCACUAUCAGCACACCGACCCUGACUCGGGCACCCAGUUGGUCUGCGACAAGUGCCCCGCAGGCACCUAUGUGUCUUUCCACUGUUCCCCGACAGCCGUGAGGGAGUGCAACCCCUGCCCUGUAGGCACCUUCACACGAGGCGAGAACGGGGUCCAGCAAUGCCAUCGUUGUCGGGCUCCAUGUCCUGCAGGCUUUAUUGAGAAAGCUCCCUGCACCGCCACCCGGGACAGAGUGUGCAAAUGUCCCCCCAAUAGCUUCUUGUUGGUGGAUGGCGGCACAGAGUGUAAGCCCCACUCACUGUGCCCUCCAGGGACCAGGGUGAAAAAGCGGGGCAGUGAAACAGAGGAUGUGCUCUGUAAGCCAUGCACCAAGGGGACUUUCUCAGAUGUGGAGUCGAGUGCGAUGAAGUGCCGAACCCACACGAACUGCCCUGCUCAGGGGCUGGUGCUGCUUACAUCAGGGACUAGAGAGACAGAUAAUGUCUGUGGACCACCUUCUACAGCCCUCACUUCCUCUUCAUCUUCACCUGUCUCCACAACCAGCCUACUGGGACCUGCGCAGGCUGUGCUUGUUCAGGAAACUAUGACAUCGUCAUCCUCUCCAUCAUCAUCCCUUACUCUACGUGUACAUAAAGGUACCUACAGCCAGUCAGCAGCAAUUCAACUGAGGGAAAGCCCGGGUGUGGAAGACCACCUUGCAGACGUGUUACUCCUCAGUCAGCCUGGCGCUCCCACCCCACCAAAUCGCGAUCCCCCACGGACUCCACCACAACUGAUGAACCACGAGAACCCGCUGGGGCAACCCAAACCUGAGCCUGUGCCUGGCCCCAACAAGAGGGCGAUGGAGGAUCUGGAGGAUGCAGGGGCUGUCAGGGCUGGGACAGGUAUCAGCAAGGUAGCUGGACAGGGGAGCGGAGGUAGUGGAGGUGGGGUCUCCACCUACUACAGGCCCACUCGCAGGGGGUCCCCAAGGCCAAGCCCCCACAAUCACUUUGACAUCAACGAGCACCUCCCCUGGAUGAUAGUACUGCUUCUCCUCCUGGUGCUGGUGGUGAUCGUGGUCUGCAGUGUGAAGCGGAGCUCUCGUGUGCUGAAGAAGGGCCCCGUGCAGGACCCUAUCAGCAUCAUGGAGAAGGCAAUUCAGAAGAAGCCAUCUGUGCCUCGAACACAUCUCAAAGAGAAGUGGACCUACUACUCCAACGGACAGGGGGUGGAUAUCCUGAGGCUGGUGGCAGCUCAUGUGGGCACCCACUGGAUAGACAUUUAUCAGUCGCUGGCCAACGCCACGGAGAGGGAGGUGGCCGCCUUCUCCAAUGGCUACUCGUCAGAUCACGAGCGGGCGUAUGCCGCGCUGCAGCACUGGACCAUCCGGGACAGUGACGCCAACUUGGCCAAGCUGAUCAACGCCCUGCACAGACAGCGCCGCAUUGAUGUAGUAGAGAAGAUCCGCUGUGUCAUGGAGGACAACCCACAGUUUGACAUCAACCAGCUGAUGACCUCAGUGAAUGUAAGCCAAAGCCUCAGUCCCAUCCACAAGCCACUCGAGUCCCCCAGCAGCGCUGGCAGCGGCAGUAACAGUGGCGGUAUCGCUGGCGGGGCCGGCGGUGUGGGCGUGGAGCAAUCGCCGGUGGACCGGAUAAAAGGCUUCUUCCCUGACGAAUCGGAACCCCUGCUUCGUUGCGACUCCACCUCCAGCAAAGACUCCGCCCUCAGCAGGAACGGCUCAUUCAUUACCAAAGAGAAGAAAGACACUGUGCUUCGGCAAGUGCGCCUGGACCCGUGUGACCUGCAGCCCAUCUUUGACGACAUGCUGCACAUCCUGAACCCAGAAGAGCUGCACGUCAUCGAGGAGAUCCCGGCUGCCGAGGACAAGCUGGACCGGCUGUUUGAGAUAGCGGGAGUCAAGAGUCAGGAGGCCAGCCAGACGCUGCUCGACUCAGUCUACAGCCACCUCCCUGAUCUGUUAUAGUGGAGGAAGGAGGAAGAAACCGCGCGGACGAGGGUUGGCUGAGGAAUAAAAAGGAAAUAUUUAAAAAAUAAAAAUAAAAAGUGUCUCAGUGGGAGGGAUGAGUCAGCUCUGGUAUUGUUCAGACUGAGCUUGAGUUGAGAAUCUGAGUCUGACUUGUCUUGUCACAUGAUUUGAGCCGGGCGUUGUAGAUAUGGUGGUUAUCUACUCGCUCCAGUGACUUUCAAAUCUUUACUGGUACUUCACUCCUCUUAACCCUCCAGUCUGAUUCUGUUGUCUUGUGUGUGCACAUUACUAUUCCUCCUAAACACCUCCAUCCUCUUUCACGACACAGGGUCAACGCUCAAUGUAAUUAAAGCAUUCUGAGUACUUUUUUUCUCCACUUUUCUUAAGUCUGUUCAGCCUUGUAUAAAGUGGUAUUACACAAGUAUUGUGACUCUCAAACAUAGCUGGUCUGAAGAGACGCUGACUACAUGGAAAAACAUUAAAAACACUUUCUUUAUAUUAACAGGCAAAUGCUUUCACUUUUAAAGGAUAAUACUGGUGUACUGGUUCCUUUGCCUUCAACAUGAUUUCAGUGGGGGGAGGAAGAAAGAAAUUUAAUAUGGUGGUUGUUGCUAAAUCAUAGCAAGAAAAGAAACGACACACCAACAAUAAUAGUUAAUAAGUUAUAACUCUACACAUUCAUAAAUAUUUUGUCCAGGUAAGAACUGACCCUUAAGUCACAUGUCUGAAGUUAGUUACAUGUCCCUGUUCUCAGCCUUAUUUCCCUGAUUUGUCCCAUAUUUUAAUGCCAUCUCCAGGCGGCCUCCCGUUUUGUUGUUUCUCUCGGGAAACUCCUGUCAAACUUUAUAUUGAAUAAUCGUCAUACACAGAUCCAAGUUUUGGAUGUUUAUCUGAUGUCACCCAAGUUGCCAGAUCAUCUAUGAAACAGACUAGACCAGCAGGGGGCAGUGUUAGAGUUAGUGUUAGAGCGCUUCCUGCUGCUCUGGAACCAAAGCCUAUAUCAGAAAUACUGAAUUAAACACAAAAAUGAUCAAAUAUUACAAUACUGGAGUAAUAUGUACCUUUACCUAUAUCAGGGGUCUUCAAAGUCUGCGACUCUGAGCCUCCCCUUAGACAAAGAUUUUAAAAAAAGACACCCCUUCAGUGUAGUAGCUCAAUUACACCAAAUACAGGAAAAGGUCUGUCCUAAGGCAUUUAUUAGUUUCUGACUGUGUGAAGGUGGGAAAAACAGUAAGCAAACCUCACACAUUUAGGCUAUGUGAUCGCCUCCCACUCUGAAAACCUGUGACCUAUAUUUUGAUAUGUGGCUUUUUACUGUUUGCCUUUGAGCAAAGGCUCCAGCAAAAACAAUUGAACAGGGAGGGUGGAGUGUUUAUUGUCCCUGCCUGCUUCUCUGGAGCAAUAUAUCUACAGUGGUUUAGGUAGGUAACUUUGGAAGCUCUCUCAAUGUUAGACUCAUGGACAGUAUACAAUAAAUACUUCUACCAGAACGCACAUUAAGAUCUCUGCUAGCUGGCCCUGUUUGCCUCAACAAAUGUAGCAUUGAUUAUGUGUUCUUGUUACAUUUUGGAGCAUAAAGUCAGUAUGGCAGGUGUCUGAGGGUAACUACCAUAGUAAAAAUAAUGGAAUACGAAUAAGUGAUUUUUGUCAUGUAGUCUUAUGUUGCUGAUAGUUUAUAUUAAAAUGUAAUACUGAUGCACUAAUUCUGUUUUCUAUUGGAGAGGCAGACGUAUAUUUUAUGUGUCCUUCAUUUUCUCUUCCUUUUAUUCUGAAAUGCUGUUAACUAACAUUUGAUUUUGUUUUCUACAUGUAAUUAUGUUUUUGUAGCAUCUCUUUGUUAGCGUUGUGACUUCUUUGUAUCUCAUGUCAUUUCAUGGGCAUUCAGAUGUAUUUCCCCCUGCUUGGCGUGACAGGAUGACCUGGCUGGGAUGUAAGAUAUGCACACUCCAUACUCUACUUGAAGUCUGUCUACUUGUGUUAUUUGAUUUAAACGAGGAAGAAAUAAUGUACUCUUUCAGUUUCUUCCAAGGUCAACGUUCUUAACAUAAUAAUAAAACUGAAAAGCACCACCAAAAGCUCAUCUACUUUGGAGAGGACUUUGCUGGAGUCAUGGGAGCAGCAAACGAUGGACUCACCAAGCCAGUUACUGUACUAUAAAAGCUCCUGUGGUGCUUGAUGUGAACUCUCACCAGUUGGCCUGACACAGGGAGUCUUAACCCCGGACUAAUGACUAUUUAAAAUAUUCCAGAUUGAAUGAAGAAAAGUGUAGGUUGUGCUGCUGUGGACUGUGGGAUGUUGAUAGUGUUGAUGGUGAUGAUGAGAAUGUGUGAGCUUGUUCUCCACACUGCUGUGGAGACACACCCUGCAGGCUGUGAGCUUUUUAUUUUCAAAGGAAGUCUGAAAGGAUGAAGGUGCGAUGGGAAAUAAACAUGCGGCUCGAGUGGAUGAUUUCAUCAAAUUUCACAAGUGUAACCUGUAUGUUUACUACUAUGUAACCUCUUAAAAUCAACCAAUUAAAGCCCAAAACAUUUGUCAUAA